This is a messenger RNA of Mytilinidion resinicola, 728 nucleotides long. RefSeq lists its product as uncharacterized. The record is from RefSeq and is a predicted model, not a curated record. NCBI's taxonomy places the organism in Eukaryota, Fungi, Ascomycota, Dothideomycetes, Mytilinidiales, Mytilinidiaceae. The transcript has 4 exons. Gene Ontology annotation, cellular component: mitochondrion; mitochondrial inner membrane. The coding region runs from base 1 to 684 and encodes 227 amino acids. Gene Ontology annotation, biological process: protein insertion into mitochondrial inner membrane from matrix.
AUGAUCAAACCGACCGGCAAGAACCUGCCCAGCAUAUUUCGAAAACCAAGAGAGCGACUAGACAUCGAAUGGCAAUCGCUCAAACGGAGAACGAUGGAUAAAUUUGGUCUGAUAACGUGGAAAUUUUUCCUGAAAGGCUGGAAAUCCAGACCACGCCCGAAGCUCGAGCGGAGAGCCCUUGUCCCCCUCGCAAAAGACUACCACAGCCAGAUCUAUACAGCAUUUGCCGCCCACGACACCCCCACCAUCACCCGCCUCUGCUGCUCCGGCCUCGCGGCCGACUUCCGCGCCCGCAUGUCCCACCGCGCCCUCGGCACCCACGUCACGUGGUCCCUCGCCUCCUACACCGCGUCGCCCAAGAUCGUCUCCAACCGCGCCUCCCCGCUGCCGGGCCUGCAGCGCUCGGGCGUGCGCCAGGUGGUGGUGCGCCUCGCGUCUAAGCAGAUCCUCGCCACCUGGACCGACGAGCAAGCCCGCGCCGCCGUGCCGGCGGAUGUGGAGACGGUGGAGAGCGAGGUGACGGAGUACUUGGUGUUGCAGCGGCGGAUGCUCGAGGGCGUCGAGGAGGCGUGGAUGGUGUGGGGGUUUGCGGAAGAGUCGACGCCCGAGGUCAGGAGGAGGGACGAGAAGAUGACGAGGGAGUUGGAGGAAUAUCAGAGGGCGCAGAGCUCGUUGCAGGCGUAGAGACGUGGGCGUGGGCCUACUUGAUGCUCGAUUAGAGGUAGAUC